AGAGAAGUGGUCCUCGCAUUUCCACAAACACUUGCUAAACCUCUUCACAAACAAAUCUGCUUACGUGAAAGCAAAGAUAAGAGCAACGAUUUUCCAAUAUUAGAAUCUCCACAAUCCUUAGAAGCAACAAUCUCUGUCACUCUCUCUGUCUCUCCACGUAUAUUUAUAUCCACGCGAAACUGCGGUCAGCUCUCAUCACUAACCAACAACACAGCUAGCAGUACACUGUGAGCUCAGCCUCGUAAUAUUUGACUCUUGAAAUAGAACAUCUUCGCCGCACUCUUUCUUCCAGACUGGGUCGUUUCCAGGACUUAAAUUGGCUAGGGAGUCUCUGAAUGUGGUGAGAAAGCAAUGGGUUCUCCUCCUUCAUCCCGUCUUGUCAUCCUUAGUUUCCUUUUCUUUGCACUUUUUGCCCUAAAUCAAUGUUCUGGAACUGAGACUGACGCAAUGGUAGCAUUACUCCAUGUGUAUGCCUCAACAGCAUCAGCAAAGAAAAUACCUGACAGUUUGUUUGGUUUAUUCUUUGAGGAAAUAAAUCAUGCUGGUUCUGGUGGAUUGUGGGCAGAGCUUGUUAGCAACAGAGGUUUUGAAGCUGGGGGUCCCAAUACACCCUCCAAUAUUGAUCCUUGGUCAAUUAUUGGGGAUGAGUCCUCUUUGACUGUGUCGACUGAUCGUUCAUCUUGCUUUGAUCGGAAUAAAAUUGCACUUCGGUUAGAUGUUCAUUGUGGCAGUGGAGGUGCAAAUACCUGUACAAAUGGGGGAGUUGGCGUUUACAAUCCUGGAUUUUGGGGCAUGAAUAUUCAAGAUGGAAAGAGUUAUAACCUGGUGCUUUAUGUUCGUUCUCCUGAAUCAAUUCAUGUGUCAGUUUCAUUAACUGGCUCAACUGGGCAACAGAAGUUGGCUAGUGCUGACAUUAUUGCUGAGGACGUCUCUAACUGGACAAAGAUGGUGGUGCUUCUGGAAGCAAAAGGAACAGAUCCGAAUUCAAGACUGGAAUUGACGACAACAAAGAAUGGUGUUAUAUGGUUUGAUCAAGUAUCAUUGAUGCCUCUUGACACGUUCAAGGGACAUGGUUUCCGGAACGACCUCUUUGAUAUGCUUAAACAGUUGAAACCAGGAUUCCUCAGAUUUCCAGGUGGAUGCUUUGUUGAAGGUGAUUGGUUAAGGAAUGCAUUCCGAUGGAAAGAAACCAUUGGACCAUGGGAAGAGAGGCCCGGGCAUUUUGGUGAUGUUUGGAAUUAUUGGACUGAUGAUGGACUAGGGCAUCUUGAGUACCUUCAGCUUGCAGAGGACUUGGGCGCACUGCCUGUAUGGGUAUUUAACAAUGGAAUCAGCCACAACGACCAAGUUGAUACAUCGGCCAUUUUGCCUUUUGUGCAAGAAAUUUUGGAUGGUCUUGAGUUUGCCCGAGGUGAUCCCAACUCAACAUGGGGUUCUGUUCGAGCUGCAUUGGGUCACCCAGAACCCUUCGAUUUGAGAUAUGUUGCAAUUGGAAAUGAAGAUUGUUCGAAGUCAAAAUACCAAGGAAAUUACCUCAUGUUUCAUGCUGCAAUUAAACAAGCUUAUCCAGAUAUUAAUAUAAUUUCAAACUGUGAUGGGUCUUCCCAACCAUUGAAUCAUCCGGCUGAUUUAUAUGAUUUUCACAUUUAUAGCUCUGCAAGUUACGUGUUUUCUUUGAAUACAAAAUUUGACCAUGUGUCACGGACUGGUCCAAAGGCUUUUGUGAGUGAAUAUGCUGUGACUGAGACGAAAGAUUGUGGGACAGGUAGCCUUUUAGCUGCAGUGGCUGAAGCUGGAUUUCUCAUCGGGGUUGAAAGGAACAGUGAUGCAAUUGAAAUGGCAAGUUACGCACCUCUAUUUGUGAAUGACCAUGACAGGAGGUGGAACCCAGAUGCAAUCGUUUUCACUUCCUCUCAGCAUUAUGGAACUCCGAGUUACUGGAUGCAGCACUUUUUCAGAGAGUCGAACGGGGCAACUCUGUUGAGCUCUACACUGCAUUCUAAUAUUUCAAGUUCACUCGUCGCGUCUGCUAUCACUUGGAAAAACUCCGAGGAUAACCAGGAGUAUUUGAGAAUAAAGGCUGUUAACUUCGGGGCCAAAAAUGUGACUCUUAAAUUCACCAUCGAUGGAUUCGAGGAGAACUCCAUACAGUUAUUGGGAUCAGCGAAAACUGUGUUAACCUCUAGUAACGUGAUGGACGAGAAUUCCUUCAACGAGCCUACAAAGGUGGCACCCAUUGAAACCAAACUACAAGGAUUUGAGAAGAUGGAUGCUGUAAUGCUGCCUCCACAUUCCAUCACUGCACUGGACUUCUUACAAAAACCAACCAAUAUCAGGACUGUUGGAUCUGAUUCUGCCCUUAAAUCUUCAUACUAAUAAGGCUAUGAAUGUAUAUUUGACAAAAAUAAGAGGAUAAAAAAAGGAAAUAAUGUAAUGUUAGUAUGGUACUCUGAUCUCAACUCUGAUGUAUCUAGUGCAUGGUGGUGUUUAUAAUAUAAUAAUGUUGCUCUGUGCAAAUAAGAUGUUUGUUUACUCCCA
Messenger RNA from Ipomoea triloba (trilobed morning glory), 2538 nucleotides. RefSeq names its product alpha-L-arabinofuranosidase 1-like. The record is from RefSeq and is a predicted model, not a curated record. The transcript has 18 exons. Lineage: Eukaryota; Viridiplantae; Streptophyta; Magnoliopsida; Solanales; Convolvulaceae. The coding region runs from base 352 to 2376 and encodes 674 amino acids. Gene Ontology annotation, molecular function: alpha-L-arabinofuranosidase activity. Gene Ontology annotation, biological process: L-arabinose metabolic process.